Acaulospora morrowiae is the source of this 2259-nucleotide messenger RNA. NCBI's taxonomy places the organism in Eukaryota, Fungi, Glomeromycota, Glomeromycetes, Diversisporales, Acaulosporaceae. The record is from the annotation of a GenBank genome assembly.
AUGGCUCAAGCGUUUCAGACUCUAAAAGUAAACGUUAAUUAUGCAAAGGAUAAAAACGAAAUCAAAUUAUUUUUGCUUAAGUUCGAAGAUAAAGGUAUACAAACGCAAUAUGGCGAAAUGGAUAUAGAUGUUGAAGAUGAUAACCCCCAAAAUUAUAAAUAUCUUAGACAACUUCAAUUAAUAGCAAAUCGUGUAAAAGAUAAUCUUAUCAUUGAGUUGGAUGAUAUUGCUAAUUGGACAGACAGAGUCGAAAACGGGUUACUUCUCAGAAUUAAAGAAAAUAUCAGACGAUAUCUUGAUUUGUUUUAUCAAGCUAUUGACAAUAAGGAUGAUGGUUUGAUGCCUAAACCUCAAAAAGAUAUCGGAAUUGAAGAUGAUGUUAUUGAUGUAAUAAUGCAACAUCGAAAGGAUAGGGACGCACAAAGGUCCGAGGAAGAUAGGGCUCACUUUCCGCCUGUUCUGACAAGAAGAUACACCCUUUAUUUUAAACCAUUGACGACAGAUCAACCACUCUCAAUCCGAGAAGUGGGUGGUUUUUGUGUUGGUCAGUUGGUUACUGUGCAAGGAAUAAUUACUCGUGUACAUGACGUGAAACCAUUUUUAAUGGUUGCUGGGUUUUCUUGUGAAAUGUGUGGUGAAGAAGUCUUUCAGGAAGUCACAAAGAAAACCUAUCAGCCACUUAUCGAGUGUCCUUCAGAAAAUUGCAGAACAAAUAAUGUUAAAGGGAAACUGUAUAUGCAGACUCGAUCUUGUAAGUUUUUACCUUUUCAGGAAGUUAAGAUGCAGGAAAUGACGGAACAAGUACCUGUAGGUCAUAUUCCUAGAUCAAUGACUGUUUACUUAUACGGCCCUUUGACAAGAACAGUAAAUCCCGGUGAUGUCGUUAAUAUAUCAGGAAUUUAUCAGGCAACCCCGCACCAGAAUUACCGAGGUUCUAACACUCUGUUGACAGAUGUUUAUCUCGAAGCACAAUACAUUCAACAACUUAAAAAACAGUACGACAAAAUGGAAAAGGAUCCGUUGAUCCAAGAAAAGGUUCUGCAACUUUCCAGGGAUCCUAAUGCUUAUACAUUAUUGGCAAAAAGCAUCGCUCCAGAGAUAUAUGGCCAUGAAGAUGUAAAAAGGGCAUUAUUACUGCAACUCGUUGGUGGCGUAUCCAAAACAAUGGGUGAUGGGAUGAAGAUUCGUGGUGAUAUAAAUAUAUGUCUCAUGGGAGAUCCUGGUGUGGCAAAAUCACAAUUACUUAAAUACAUAUGCAAAGUGGCACCGCGAGGCGUGUACACCACUGGUCGUGGAAGUUCGGGUGUUGGUCUGACUGCUUCAGUAGAACGCGACCCAGUUACUGACGAGAUGGUACUCGAGGGUGGAGCUUUGGUGCUUGCGGAUAACGGUAUCUGUUGUAUUGAUGAAUUUGACAAAAUGGAAGAUACUGAUAGGACUGCCAUUCAUGAAGUGAUGGAACAACAAACUAUCAGUAUUAGCAAGGCAGGAAUCACUACUACAUUGAAUGCACGUACUUCCAUUCUAGCAGCCGCAAAUCCAUUACAUGGACGUUACAAUCCCAAAAUGUCUCCAACACAUAAUAUUAAUCUCCCUGCGGCUCUUAUGUCGAGAUUUGAUAUUCUAUUUUUGAUAUUGGACACACACAAUAACGACUUGGAUGAAGCAAUGGCAAGUCACGUGGCCUAUGUUCAUCAACACGGUAAACAUCCAGAUAUUGGUAUUGAUGUAUUAGACGCUAGCACUAUUAGACAUUACAUUGCCGAAGCUCGCACGAAACGUCCUGUUAUUCCGCAAGAACUUAAAGAGUACAUUGUUGGUUCGUACGUUGACCUUCGUCGCGAACAAAAAAACGACGAAAGUCGCAAGAAGGAACACUCGCAUGUAAGUCCGCGCACGAUUUUAGCGGUGAUUCGGUUGGCGACCGCUCUGGCAAGGAUUCGACUUGCCGAUAGCGUUAUACGAGAGGAUAUUGAUGAAGCGUUAAGAUUGCUUGAAAUAUCCAAGGAUUCAAUGAGGGAUAAAUCUAACUUCACCAAAGGCGAUAAAACACCGAUGUCAGCUAUUUAUGAAAUGAUUAAUGAGAUAAGGUCUCGCACAGAGGCUGACUUUUUGGAUUAUGAUCAGAUAGUAAAAGAAGUGACCGCACGUUACACAAAAGAUCAACUGGAAAGUUGUAUAGCGGAAUACCAAACCAAUAAUAUAUGGUACAUGAACGAAGAAAAAACCAAAUUGUUUUACGUCAAUGAAUCUGAUUAA